Molecule: messenger RNA, 210 nt
Organism: Hepatospora eriocheir
Lineage: Eukaryota; Fungi; Microsporidia; Hepatosporidae
Source: the annotation of a GenBank genome assembly
AUGAGAAUAAAGUGCAAUCAUUUUUCUUUAGAUACAAGUCAUGUAGAAAAGAAUAUAGACUCUUUAAAAACAUCUUUUUUGUUAAGAAGAGGAGAGAACACAACUUGCUACACUAGUCAAUUAAUUUCUGAAAAAUAUUCAUUAUUUCGAGGAAAGAACAGUAUAAGAUACAUCAUGUCUGCUCUCAAAAUAAAGGAAAUCAAGCCGUAA